ACCGUCUUCCUUGCGGGGUCCAUCGAGCAGAACACCGCGGUGGCGUGGCAGAACGAGUUCAUCCGGCGUCUCGACGGGAUCGAUUGCACCAUCUUCAAUCCACGACGGCCAAAAUGGAAUCCGAACUUGACCCAGUCGGAGCUGGACCUCAUCUUCACGGAGCAGGUCGAGUGGGAGCUCGCAUGUCAGGAGAAGGCGGACGUGAUCGCGAUGUUCUUCGACCCAUGGACCAAGAGCCCGAUUACGCUUCUCGAGCUCGGGAUCUUCUCGCAGGCGGUCGGAAAGGAUGGCCAGAGGAAGCUCAUCGUGUAUUGCCCCAAGCCCUUCUGGCGCCAGGGGAACGUGCAAAUCGUCUGCAAAGAAUACGGCAUCCCGCGGGCGAAAACCUUUGACCAUCUCGUCGACUUAGUCAAA
This is a messenger RNA of Dichomitus squalens LYAD-421 SS1, 414 nucleotides long. RefSeq lists its product as uncharacterized. The transcript has a single exon. The record is from RefSeq and is a predicted model, not a curated record. NCBI's taxonomy places the organism in Eukaryota, Fungi, Basidiomycota, Agaricomycetes, Polyporales, Polyporaceae. The annotation marks the transcript as partial.